Messenger RNA from Oryzias melastigma (Indian medaka), 6420 nucleotides. Its product is annotated as multiple epidermal growth factor-like domains protein 11. The record is from RefSeq and is a predicted model, not a curated record. Gene Ontology annotation, molecular function: protein binding. The coding region runs from base 1799 to 5188 and encodes 1129 amino acids. The transcript is spliced from 26 exons. Lineage: Eukaryota; Metazoa; Chordata; Actinopteri; Beloniformes; Adrianichthyidae.
GUAUUUCUUUUCUGUAAUAUGAACGGCGGAGAGUCUGUUCUGUUGUCUGAAGGUGAGUUUAACUAUCAAACAGCGCCCUCUGCUGGCCGACGCUCAAACUGGCGUCCUCGGCUCAUUGCAGGACAUUACACUGUGGAACAUACCAAGUCAAAAUAUGCGAGAGGGGGGCGCAAUUCACCGGUGGCUGGGUGAAUCAAACACAGGUGAUUGGGGGAAUUUUUCAGUCUCACACUCAUCUUAAGCUUAAACUACUUUUAAUUUAAACCACUUUAAUUAGUCACACCUAAUUAUGGCUUGCAUUCACCAUGAUUGUAUUUUUUAAACUCAAUUCCAAUCUCUCAAAUAAACUAUCACAAGAAUUGGUUUAGUCCGAGGCUGAACUGAUGCGAUGCUAAGCGCUAGUUGGUGUCAGAUGCUAACCCUUUUAUUUUUGUGAGAGCAAUAAAAUGAAAAGGCCAAAACCUUCCGGUGCCCAAUGUAGAGAAAGAGGAUAGAAGACCAAGAGAAACGUGAAAGAACAAAGGUAUGAUAUAAAACAUUGCUAUACUUAUUAUUUAAGCCUAAGACAACUUUAUUUAACAUGAACAAUAAUAUAUGAAAAGUUCGGCUAAGGCUAUUGUUAGCCUAUACUUUUAAUGUUUAGUUCAUCCAAACUAUUUUUGUGCAUUAAGCUAAUUAAAUACAAUUUAAUAUUUGCUCAUAUCCAUCCAAUUUAAGUUAAUUCAUUUACUAAUGCUUUAGAUUAGAUAUUAUUCCAUACUUUGUCUUUUAUUCUCAGUAUUAUUAGAAUUACUUUGUCAUGGCUCCUCAGCUUGUUGUCAGAAAUUGCAUUUGAAAUGUACAGAUUUAGUCCCUCUACUUUGAUAUACUUGUCUAAAUAUUUAGUAGGAAUGCUCCAUUAUCGCAUUCAUUUAGGAGGAAACUGAUUCGCUGUGGGAACCCCUGAAGGGAAAAGAAGAGGUUCCAUUAUUCCAUUCCUAUUAGAUGCUGCUCCAAAUUAUCUGUGGCACAUUUUUUAAUUCCUACAGAGUGAAGUAGACCAAGUUUAUAGUUUGUUUUCUAGGUUGAUUUGUAUUUUUAAUCUGCAAUUAAACAUGUGUGAUGGUGUUAUAUUAUCCUUAUGAGAGUUAUUCUUACUUUUGUUUUGUUUUUUAUAACAGUCCUAUAGGCUAUAAGGAUUGACAAGCUUCUCAUAAUACUUUUUGUAGUUGGUAUUUGUUAAAUAUUUGAACUUUACAUUUCUGGGUCGUAAUGAGGGUGGGGGGCACAGAGGGGCGCUCCUGGUGGGGCUCGCCCAGGACCACAUCUGUGCCAGGACCGCCACUGGUUAGGAAACAAAAAAAAAAAAAACUGUAAAAGGUCCUUUUGGACCAAACUUUGCCUCAGAUAACACGCGCUCACAAUAUUUAUAAGAUUAUUCGGAUUUUUUUCAAUCAUUGAUCUGUACAGUGACGUCAGUAAUGAGUCAGGAGCGAACACGGUGACCGCCUCUCGGCGGUGACGCGCCGGUGAACGCUCCGCAGCCUCCGCGGCUCUUUGGCUGCGCUGUGGACGCACGGACGGACGGACGCCGCCGCGCAGGGACUCGGAUAAGUUUGCAGCUGCUUCGGCGCAGGUCUGGUCUCUGCAGCUCCUUCUCGAAGAAGCUCUGCAGCAACACAUUUAUCGGGGAUGAACUUUCUUCAGGACUCAUCAGUGCUGCAGGUGGCCUCCAUUGUCUCCAGAUCAUUCCUGUGAUUCUGUUUCUUCACAAUAGAUCACCAUUCAUCUCACCUUUACUGAAGAGCUUUGGGGGAGGAUGGGGGCCGGCGGGGCUCGCCCCACGUCUCUGCUGUGGCUCGGCCUGUGGAGCUUCGUGUCCCCUUUGUGGUGCCUGAACCCAGACGACCCCAACGUCUGCAGCCAUUGGGAGAGCUACACAAUGACCGUGCAGGAGUCCUACGCUCAUCCCUUUGACCAAGUCUACUACACCCGUUGUACCGACAUCCUCAACUGGUUCAAGUGCACAAGGCACAGGAUUAGCUACAAGACGGCCUACAGGAGAGGAGUGAGGACCAUGUACCGGCGCCGCUCGCAGUGCUGUCCGGGCUUCUUCGAAAGCGCAGACCUGUGCGCCCCAUUGUGCACGGAGGAGUGUGUGCAUGGACGAUGUGUAUCUCCUGAAACCUGCCAGUGUGAACCUGGCUGGGGAGGAUUUGACUGCUCCAGCGGCUGUGAAAGUGAUUUCUGGGGCCCCCACUGCAGCAACCGUUGUCAGUGUCUGAACGGUGCCAAAUGUAACCCCAUAACCGGAGCCUGCGUUUGCACCGACGGCUACCAAGGGUGGCGCUGCGAGGAAACCUGUGACCCCGGCUUCUACGGAAAAGACUGCCAGCAGGAGUGCCAGUGCCUGAACAACGCCACCUGUCACCAUCAGACCGGCGAGUGCAUCUGCGCUCCUGGAUACACAGGAGCUUUCUGUGAAGACCGCUGUCCUCCGGGCAAGCAUGGCCCUCAGUGUGAGCAGCACUGCCCCUGCCAGAACGGAGGACUGUGCCACCAUGUUAGCGGAGAGUGCUCCUGCCCUGCUGGCUGGAUGGGUCAAGUGUGCGCUCAGCCAUGUCCGUUUGGAUGGUUCGGGGUCAACUGCUCUCAGGAGUGCACUUGUCGCAACGGAGGCCUGUGCGACCACAUCAGCGGUCAAUGCCAGUGCACGUCUGGCUACAUCGGAGAGAGAUGCCAGAAUGAAUGUCCUGUUGGCUCAUACGGACCACAGUGUGCGCAUAAGUGUGACUGUCAGAACAGGGCCAAGUGCUACCACAUCAACGGAGCCUGUCUGUGCCACGAGGGCUUCAAGGGCCCCAGCUGCCAGGAGCGCUUCUGUCCCACCGGCAUGUACGGACUCGUCUGUGACAAAUACUGCCCCUGCAGAGCCGAAAAUACUCUCAGCUGCCACCCCCUGUCAGGGGAAUGCAUCUGUGCACCUGGAUGGGCGGGGCUUUAUUGCAAUGAGACAUGUCCUGCAGGUUACUUUGGUGAGAGCUGCAGGGAGCCGUGUGUCUGCAUGAAUGGAGCCGACUGCGAUGGCGUCAGCGGAGCCUGUACCUGCGCUCCAGGAUUCAUGGGAGACGACUGCUCCAUCAGCUGUCCUGCAGGUCUCUACGGCUCCAACUGCUCGUCCUCCUGCUCCUGCCACAACCACAUUUCUUGUUCCCACGUCGACGGUGCCUGCUUCUGCAGAGAAGGCUGGCAGGGCGUGGACUGCUCCAUCCCGUGUUCCAGUGGCACCUGGGGUCUGAGCUGCAACCAGACCUGUGAGUGCUUUAAUGAGGCGGCCUGUGACCCGGUCAACGGUACCUGCACCUGCUCUCCAGGCUGGAGGGAGGAAAGCUGCAACACUCCGUGUCUCGAGGGAUCUCACGGCCUGAACUGCAGAGAGACAUGUGACUGCAUCAACGCCAAUGGCUGCGAUCCGGUGACUGGUGCCUGCCGGUGUCUGCCAGGCUGGACUGGUGUGCACUGUGACAGUGUGUGUAAGGAGGGACGGUGGGGGCCUGACUGCUCAUACAGCUGCUCCUGUGAGAACGGAGGCACCUGCUCCCCAGAGGACGGCUCCUGUGUGUGCGCGCCAGGAUACCGCGGCACCGCCUGCAGGCGGAUCUGCUCCCCCGGCUUUUUUGGCCACGGCUGCAGCCAGUCCUGCCCUCAGUGUGUCCACAGCGAAGGUCUGUGCCACCACGUCAGCGGGCACUGCGAGUGUCUGUCCGGAUACUUCGGCUCCCUCUGCAACCAAGUGUGUCCCAGUGGAAAGUAUGGUAAGAACUGUGGUGAGACCUGCUCGUGCACCAACAACAGCACCUGCAACCCCAUCGACGGCUCGUGUCAGUGUUACCCGGGGUGGGUGGGACACGACUGCUCCAAGGUGUGUCCUCUGGGUUCUUGGGGCCUGGACUGCAUCCACACAUGCAACUGCCACAACGGAGCUUACUGCAACCCUGUGGACGGAGAGUGUAACUGCAGCUCAGGAUGGACAGGACUCUACUGCACACAGCGCUGUCCGACAGGCUUCUACGGGUCUGAGUGUGCCGAGGUCUGCCGCUGCCAGAACGGGGCGGACUGCGACCACGUGUCGGGGCGCUGCUCCUGCAGGACGGGCUUUAUGGGGGAAAGCUGCGAGCUCAAGUGUCCGGCGGGGACCUUCGGCUACGGCUGCCAGCAGCUGUGUGAGUGCAUGAACAACGCCACCUGUGACUAUGUGACGGGAACCUGCUACUGCAGCAUCGGCUUCAAAGGGAUCCGCUGUGACCAGGCGUCUCUGGUGAUGGAGGAGCUGAACCCCUACACCAAGAUCAGCCCGUCACUGGCGUCGGAGCGGCAGUCGGCAGGCACUAUCCUGGGCAUUGUCUUCCUGCUUCUUCUCAUCGCCGCCAUGCUGUCUUUGGUUGUGUGGUUCCGCUACCGACAACAAGAGAAGGGUCAGCAUGUGCCGAAUGUGGCCUACACCCCCGCCCUGCACAUCAGUUCCACAGACUACUCCCUGUCAGGGCUGCAGUGUGCAGGUCUGCUUUCCUCUGCAGAGUCCUCCCCCAGCAACGGCUCUGCAGCUGGCUGCUUCUCCAACCCAAGCUACCGCACUCUGGGGACGUGCAUGCACUACGCCAAACCGGACAAGAGGACCGCCCCAAAGAUUACCUCAAAGAAGGGAAACAGGAACAGCGCUCCAGAGUGGGGGACCUACUGCAACUUCAGCGAACCGGGCAUUUGCUGCAUCGACCGGCGCUUCAGCUACCACGUCGAGCCAUGCUACAGAGACUACAUGAAGGGCACUUUGUCCAGCACAUGCUCCUUAAACAGCGAGAACCCAUACGCCACCAUCAACGACCCCCCCGCCCUGUGCAAACACUUGGAGAGCAGCUACGUGGAGAUGAAGGCACCGGUUCACCACCAACACCGAGCUCACUGUUACUCAGCCGCCGUCAUCAGCACCAACGCAACUACGGCCAGCAUCCCCGCCAAGAACGUGUACGACAUGGAGCCCACCGUCAGUUUGCUGCAGACUCCUGGACCUCCCGGAUACCCUCACAACCCAUACGACCUGCCCAGGAACAGCCACAUCCCAAGUCACUACGACCUGCUUCCUGUGCACACCAGUCCCCCCCACAGCCGUACCCCCCCUCUGCCCGGCAGUCCCACCAGCUCACUGCUCUAAACCGGCCCCCGUCCCCCUCAGCCAGAAAACUGUGAGGAGUCUGUGAAUCCGUUCAGGAUGUGGGUUUUUUUUUUUGGACAAUUUAUGUCUUCAUUUAAUUCCUGUGUCUGUGUGUGGAUGUGUACACGCAUGUACACGUGUGCGACUGCUGUAGUUAUCAGAUGUUUUUAUGAAACACAUUUCAGCACAAAACAUUUCAGUUUCAUUGCAAAACCUGAAAAAAGAACUUUGGACACAUUUGACUGCUUUUCUGGACAAAAGAAUCACAGAUAUGACUUUUGUAGUUAUCCAUCCAUCUUCAGAACCUGCUGAAUCCUUUUUAGAGCUUUGGCCUGUCGGUGCCUGUCCCGGCCGCUGCUGGGCGAGAGCAGGGCACACUCUAGACAGUCUGUCACAGGGUCAUACAAUCACACACCCACAUUCACAUCUACUGGUCCACAGUCUCCUCUAACUUUUGAAGGUAAAGUUUAUCUUCAUCCUCUGUAAAAUAUCUGGAGCUGGUCUAAACUUUAUAUGAACACUAGAUUUCAUGCAAGGUUUAUUAUGUAUUUUUCCCUCUCAUGACUUGAAACACAUUUCCAAACAUGGUUGAUAAAUCGAUACGUAAAAGAUUCAACUGACCUUGUGGCGAUGCAAUAAUGUCCAGUUCUUUUACCUAAAUGGUUAUUCAUUUUGGAUUUAAAACUACAAAUGAACAUUCAUUUUAACAGGGAAUUUAUUUUAAUUGACAAAAACUAAACGUUUAAAGUAAAUAACAGCUUCAAACUGUCAGGAUGAGGUGGUGGUGAACCCAAAAUGCAGGAAACCAAGCUUGGUGGCAUUAACCUAAAACAUUUAAUAAAUGAACUCAAACAUGACAAAACCCCUCUGAGAAAUUUCGAGUUUUUGGUCAUGGAUAAUCUCCUUUCCAAGAUGGCUCUCAGUAUGUUGGCACAUGAGAGGAGCUGUGGUCUUGGAAAAAAUGAGACAUAUUCAAAAACAACCAGAAUUCUGUCAUUUUAUUUUUCUUCAAAACCAGUUCUUACAGAAGACAUGACCCUCAACCAGGAAACCCUCUUCAAACAAGGAAAUGCCCCCUUAAAUACUAAAAGGCUAAACCAAACCCAAGUGUAGUAAAAAUAAAUAAAUAAAACACUUCCGACCUAAACCCCAGGGUUGUCCACUGAUCCCCACCCAGAUUGGGUCCUUAGGCAAGACCCUUGACGCUGCUGCCUAACUGGGUCCCUGUGCCC